Molecule: messenger RNA, 750 nt
Organism: Pseudocercospora fijiensis CIRAD86
Lineage: Eukaryota; Fungi; Ascomycota; Dothideomycetes; Mycosphaerellales; Mycosphaerellaceae
Exons: 5
Coding region: 1-750 (249 amino acids)
Source: RefSeq, a predicted model, not a curated record
AUGACGCCGCGAGUCUGUUCGAGUCUCCAUAGUAAUCGUGUCGCGCGAAGAUGCGGUGAAGUUUGCUCUGUCGUGGCUUGUCAGGUGGCUUCCGAUUCAAAUCGGAGGCGACAUAUCGUUGUGAAUAAUCACGGGCUGGAUGACCAGAAGGCAUUUGGAUCAUCAUGUGCGGAACUAGAAGGCGCAACGAAGUCAAGUGUGCAGUGGGAGACGCUUCGCCUCAAGGCUCAAGCCAACACGACCGUCUCGCACGUGGGCAUGAAGCAGUGGCAGGCAUGGCAGAAUCCACCGAAGCCGCAGUUCAAGCCUAGUUCAUCUCAAGCCUGCGCCAGCGCCAGCACUGCGUUGAUCGAUUUUUGGGGGGACCCACCGCGGCUGCUGAGAGGCGCAGAAUACCUAGUAAUGGAUCUCGUGUCGUGGUUGCAAGCACAGCACAGCACACCUCGAGCGCCACGCCACGACGGCAAUCGGAACAAACACGCGCGAGAACAAUCUGCAAGCGGCUAUGUUGUCGACAGGAGGAUCAUGCGAGAUGUCAAGUUCUUGACACCUGUACUACGGCUAUCCUGCGCAGCGGGGUUGUUGAUGAAGGAAUCUGCUGCACCUGCAGACGCUGCAGUCGCCUCACUGCAACGCCUCACGCCUUCGGGAGGGUGUCGGGAGAAGUCAGAAGUCAGUGUUUGGCUUGUAGCGCUGGAAGCGCUCGACGCUCGACGUCGUUGCUCGUACGGUAUCAUAUUUGACAAUUGA